Amaranthus tricolor (Joseph's coat) is the source of this 2010-nucleotide messenger RNA. Its product is annotated as protein trichome birefringence-like 10. Gene Ontology annotation, molecular function: O-acetyltransferase activity. The record is from RefSeq and is a predicted model, not a curated record. Gene Ontology annotation, cellular component: Golgi apparatus. The coding region runs from base 336 to 1715 and encodes 459 amino acids. Lineage: Eukaryota; Viridiplantae; Streptophyta; Magnoliopsida; Caryophyllales; Amaranthaceae. The transcript has 4 exons.
CCGAUUAAAGUCGCAAUAACCAAUAUAAAAAUAGUAUUUAACAAUUUUUAAUAAAUUCUUCAUUUCUUGGCCACACUCCUCCAAACAGUCCCACUCUCUCCUCUCACUCCUUCAAAAUACACUAAAAAAGGUAACACUUCCAUUAACCGCCAUGAAUACUACUACUUUGCUUUCUUCUUACCCAUCUCUAUUAUUCUUCUCUUAUCUUACGAUUCAAACCUCCUUACUCUGUCUUUUCUUAAUAAGGUUCCCAUUUCUUUUUCCUAUUUAUUAACCCAUUUACGUUCCUUUCUUGUAUUACUCACUUCCCCAAACCCUUUUUUAUCCUUUAAAAAAUGUCCAAGCUUCAAUCUCAAGAAGAAGUAGAUACCCAUCAGAGUAUUCUUCUUGAAAUGGAAGUUUUUAAUAAGUUUAAACGGUUUAGAUUCUUUGAACCUUCAGUUAACAUUAUAGGGUUUUUUGUCGUCAUUGUUUGUGCUAUUUGUUGUUUCUUGUAUUUAGAUUAUAGAGGUAUUGUUAGUGGGUUGCAUUUUGGUUUUGAUUCUCAGAGGUUUCAAUGGCUGCAAAAUGAACCCAUUUUUGAUUCAAGUAAAAGGGUUGAGUUUUUGAAUGAAAUGGGUAAAGAUUGUGAUGUUUUUGAUGGGGAUUGGGUUUGGGAUGAUGAUUAUCCUUUGUAUCAUUCUGAAAAUUGUGAGUUUAUGGAUAUUGGGUUUAGGUGCUCUGAAAGUGGUCGUCCUGAUAAGUUUUAUACUAAGUGGCGUUGGCAGCCUAAACAUUGCAAUUUGCCCAGAUUUGAUGCAAGACUGAUGUUGGAAAAGAUAAGGAACAAACGCAUAGUUUUUGCAGGAGACUCGAUAGGGAGGAACCAGUGGGAAUCACUUCUUUGUAUGCUUGCAUCUGCUGUUCCUGAUCAGAAAACAAUCUAUGAAGUAAACGGACAUCCUAUUACAAAACACAAAGGAUUCUUAAUCUUUAAGUUUGAAAACUAUAAUUGCACAGUUGAAUAUUAUCGCUCUCCUUUUCUUAUCUUGCAAGGACGACCCCCUGCUGGAGCCUCAGUAACCGUCAGGUCUACAUUAAGAUUAGAUGAGAUGGAUUGGAAUUCUGUUAAGUGGAAGGAUGCCGAUGUUCUUAUUCUCAACACCGGACAUUGGUGGAACUACGAGAAGACUCUUAGAGGAGGUUGUUACUUUCAACUUGGGGCAGAAGUGAAAACAAAUGUUAGCGUAGAUGGUGCCUACCGCAGAUCCCUGGAGACCGUCCUUGACUGGAUUGAAAACGAAGUAAAUACAAGCAAGACUCAUAUUUUCUUUCGCACCUAUGCGCCUGUACAUUUCAGAGGUGGUGAUUGGAAAACUGGAGGAUCCUGUCACAUGGAAAACCUCCCAGAGCUCCAAGAUUCUCUGAGCUCGUCCAAAACAUGGCCGAAACUUAAUAUAGCCACUCAACUAUUAGCAUCCCGGAGUAAUCAGCCCAAACUUAGGGACAUAAGUGUGCUGAACAUUACGGCAAUGUCUUCUAGAAGGAAGGACGGUCAUUUGUCGUUGUAUUACCUGGGUCCUACCGCAGGACCAGCAUCCAUUCACCGACAGGAUUGUAGUCACUGGUGCCUGCCUGGGGUUCCUGAUUCUUGGAACGAGUUGCUAUUUGCGUUGCUACUCAAACAUGAUGUGUCGCACACGUGGAAUUCGACAUCUCGAACGCAGGAUGUAUGAUAUACAAAUGCAUAUUGCAUUGGAGAUUUUGCAGGGGAAUACAGUGAGUGAAUGCUAGAGGCAACAUCUGACUCGUAAAUAGUUAUAAUUUUUGGUUAUUUAUAUAGAUUGUAAGAAGUGAGAGGGCCUAAUGAACUAUGGAAUGUGCACUAUUACAAUGUUUGUAUUAUGAGGUGGAUGUAAUAUUUUGUAACGUGAUUACGAUUACUAAAUAAAAUUCGAGUUUUUUUUCCGAAAUACUGUUCUACUUGUACCAAAUAGCGAGAGUUGUUGAUGAUGAAUGAGUGAAUCAAAC